AUGGAUGAAAAUAACGAUGCGCAGGAUGGUUCGGGACUUCGACGAGACGUGGGCUCCGCCGAAGAUAUGGAUGAUCUGAAGGACAUGCACAAGACGUUGCCAGAGUACAAGGAUGCGGAGUGUGUGGAUGGAGUCGACCCUCAGUUCCUCAUCGACGCGCUCCGCAGCAGACACUUUCCUUGGCGAAAUCUCAUGGAACAGCUGAUCGGCGUGUGGGCUGUGACUCACCGGCCCUCGCGAAAGUCUUUGCAAAUACUCCUGGGUCUGUUCAGUUUCGUCGAUCGACAAGGCUACCGGUUCCGCCCGGAAGAUGCUCCUCGUUCGGUUGAGCACCUCAUCAGUCGGAUGCGAAAACGACUGCCACAUCUCCCGGUUUUCGAGCGAACGAUCAAUGACAAGAACGGCGAAACUGCGAAGGCGAUCGACAUCCCUUUCAACGUUCUGCUUCAGCGAAUGCUUUCCUGCCCACGCGUAGUCGAAGAAUGGCGCAAGAAUUUCGGCGGGCACGUCAUGUCACGUAGCGAACGCGCCAAAAACAACCUACCCGACGAGCACAUCACGCCGGUCGCUACGGAGCUAGCGGACAAGGCCUGCGAGACUUACAUGAACGGCAAGCUCGUUCGAUCCUUUUCUCACAUGGGCCUUCAAUGUGUUACGGCUGGAGAUGGGGUGCAGGUGAUGGUCGGUGACACCAUCAUGGCCCGCGUGCCUGACUGCGGCACGCCCCAGCCAUGCAGGUUAGCUGCUAUUUCUGGCGGGACCUUCAGAAACGAGACAGAAGAGAUCUGCAGCUUGCAGGAGGAGGGCCGGACUUGGCGGAACGGCUGGGGCUGCAGGAUGAAGAAGAUAGCGGUAGCGAGGCCAGCAGCAGCAGCAGCAGCAGCAGCAGCAGCAGUGACAGCAGCAGCAGCAGAAGCAGCGAGGACGGCAGCAGUGAGGACGGUUGCAACAACGGCGGCGGCGGCGGCGGCGGCGAAGACAGCAGCAACAGCGGCAGCCGUGACAAUAGCCGCAGCAGAAGCGGGGACAACGGCAGCAGCAGCGAGGACAGUAGCAUCGAUGGCAGAGCCACAAGGAGAACCAUUCAGGCCCAAUGCCGGACAAGCGGCCGUGAGAAAAACCACAGGGGAAGCGGCGGACCCCGAUGGCCGAAGCACCAGCUCGGAGGAGAGCAUGGGUAGCAACGAGGGUCAUCUCGUUGUCCGUAUCAAUCGCCUCCUGUCGAGGCGUGAGGUGGGCCAUUCUUUCGCAACUAAGCGUCGACGUGAGGAGAAGUACGAACAACUCUGGGAGCUCACGAACGACCCACUGGAAAUACGGGUCGGGGCGAUGUCGGGGCGUUGUUCGGUCCUUGUACCUGGCGAUACAUCAGAACCAUCGGAUGGUGACGCUGUGCCUGCAUAUGACGGGGAAGGCUUCGUUGAACAGAUCCCCCGGACAAACGAGCUGCGGCUGGCGAUGGCACCUUGGACGAAACAGGGAUACCACGGUCGGUUCUUCGAUCAGAGAGCAAGCGGAGUUCACAAGAACCUGGCGGGGCUCCCUGUGAUCUCCGCGGGCAUAGCGUGCAGCUCGGACGACUUCAAUUACUUUAGCCUGAGCGGCAGAAAGUACAGCGUGAAUGCGACUUUCGUCGGGUGUGGGUGCAUGUCGCCAACUCUUCUACGACGUCCUCGACCUUGGUACCUGGCUACGCUCGGGUUGCCGGGCGCGGCGUGGGAAUUGGAUAUCUUGCCUCUCAUGAAAAUCAUUCGCCGUCUUCAGAAUGGGUGCAAGGCAGAGAUUUCGGUCGGAACCAAGCUAACCGUGACGAUCAUGGGCUUUGUGAUGGAUGCUCUUGAUCCGGCUGGUUCUGAUAUUGUGCGUGCUCGGUUUGCAUGGCGCCGAAUGCUGCCCCGGAACGUCUCGCCGAUAGCCGACAUCACCAGUGCUGGAGGUUGGUCGGCGUUGACUGGUCAACAGUUGUGGAUCGUUUCCAGUAUCUUCCCCUUCCUCCUCGCGCCAAUGUUCUCCAGUCCGGACAAUCUGGUGAGUACGGCUGCUGGGCAGAGAUAA
This is a messenger RNA of Ectocarpus sp. CCAP 1310/34, 2055 nucleotides long. The record is from the annotation of a GenBank genome assembly. Lineage: Eukaryota; Phaeophyceae; Ectocarpales; Ectocarpaceae.